Molecule: messenger RNA, 683 nt
Organism: Hibiscus syriacus
Lineage: Eukaryota; Viridiplantae; Streptophyta; Magnoliopsida; Malvales; Malvaceae
Product: blue copper protein 1a-like
Exons: 2
Coding region: 59-475 (138 amino acids)
Molecular function (GO): electron transfer activity
Source: RefSeq, a predicted model, not a curated record
UAUAUAAGUUUUUAACUCCUACUCCUAUUACCAUCAUUUCAAUUACCAAGCUUGGGAGAUGGCUUCUUCUGGUUUCAAUGCUCAACAAAUCAUCCUCUUACUUGCAGUAGCUGCCUCUCUUUUGACGGUCACUCGAGCCGCAAUGGUGGUCGUUGGAGACUCUGGAAACUGGCGAUAUGGUUACAACUACACGGAAUGGGCGGCCAACACCGCGCCCUUUUACUUCCAGGACACCUUAGUGUUCAAAUAUGAUAACGCAACAGUUCAUAGCGUGUACAUGAUGCCAAACUUGAGGAGUUACUUACAAUGCGAUUUCAGUAAAGCAAAGCUUUUAGCCGAUCCAACACAAGGAGGUGGUGAUGGCUUUCGAUUUGUGUUGAACCAAUGGAGGGUUUUCUACUUUGCUUCUGGUGAAGGCAAUGACUGCAAAGAUGGGCAGAUGAAGAUGGUCGUUGUCCCUUGGCCACGUUUUUAAUAAAAACCCUUUGAUAUCACAAAUGGAAGACACACUGUGCUAGUGCUAUGAUAAGCAGAAAUAAGAUUGUUCAAUUAUUUGGGACAGGCCUAAAUGAAUAAUUAAAUAAUAAACUCAGGGCUUGAUCAUUAGGAAUACUGUUGUUGAUUGUUGGUACAUUUUGUCUUGUUUUUCCUUUUUAUUAGGUGUAGGGGGUGAAUUUCGUUUU